AUGAUUGAUAGGGAUGAUGUCUGGUCCGACUUGGGCAGCAAUGACGAUAAGAUGUAUAUGAUUACUCCUCCUGUGUACGCGCCUUUGCCGAUGGCGUUCCCUUUGCCGGCUGCGGAUGAACUCGCAAUUUCUCCGACCCAGAGCUCCAGUAUGCUCACCUGCAAUUCGCAGUUCAGCAAAAAGUUCCCAAUUGUAUACCAAGGUCUUUGUAAGGGUCUGAUAGAUGUGCGGACGCUGCUUGCGUCUGAGUUGGUGAUUCCGAUAAAGGAGACUGUGGAGGUGCGGCGCAAUGUGCUGCGUUGUAAAAGAGGUGUAGUUGGUGCUGUGUCAGAUCGGCUACGUCGGGUUUUGAAAGGUCGUUUUCCUGAUCCGUCGAUUGCGUCCAAGCUGUCACAAAAGGUCGCGACUACAAUCUGGGAAAAGUUAGAACGAAGCAUCCAGGACGCGGAAGACGAACGCACGUUUCUGCAGUGGCUGCUGAGGAUUGAUGUCAACACCGACUCCGACUUACGGAUGUCUCUCAGCCAGUCGGACUCCAACGACCGACACACGAUCAUUACACACGUCGAGGGCUCCAGUCAUGUCCGGCGCCAGAAAGGAGAAUUGUUCUCACUCAUCUCAAUCGACCACCUCGAAAUUAGCAUCGACGCCAGCAUCAAGGCUCUCUUUCUCAACACAGGACCUCUCCUAGCUAUGAACAGAGACCCUCAGAUGAUAGACUACGUCCGUACAGGCGACAACCGAUUCGCGAAACGACUCAUAAUGUACUAA
This is a messenger RNA of Gregarina niphandrodes, 771 nucleotides long. RefSeq lists its product as hypothetical. The transcript has 2 exons. NCBI's taxonomy places the organism in Eukaryota, Apicomplexa, Conoidasida, Eugregarinorida, Gregarinidae. The coding region runs from base 1 to 771 and encodes 256 amino acids. The record is from RefSeq and is a predicted model, not a curated record.